Phyllotreta striolata is the source of this 1507-nucleotide messenger RNA. NCBI's taxonomy places the organism in Eukaryota, Metazoa, Arthropoda, Insecta, Coleoptera, Chrysomelidae. The record is from the annotation of a GenBank genome assembly.
UCUGUCACUUUUCCGUGAGUUGUCAAUUUAUUUUUCUUCUGUCAUUAUCAUUUCUAUCAAAAUGUCGGAAGAUACUAAAAAAAUUAAUUCAGAUAAGAAUAAUCAAAUCGAUGGAAGUGCCGGAGGGAUAGUAUUAAACAAGAGCGCUAAGAAACGAAACAAGCAGAAGAAGAAGCAAAAUGAAGUCCAAGAGGAAGAAAAGAACCAAAACGCAGAGGUUGCUCAAGGAGAUAAUCUCCUGGCCAACUUAUCUAAUCCAAUAAACACCAUUUCAAUUAAGGAAUUAAAAGCUGCCAUGGAAGUUUUUAAUCUUUCCUCCCAAAAGCCUGCCAAGAGUAAUGAAGAAGCACUCAAAAAAAAUUUCCAAUUUUGGAAUACUCAACCAGUGCCUAAAAUGGAUGAAAAUAUAACUGUGAACGAAGCAAUAGAACCCAACAAAGCUGCGUCCGAAAUUAGACAAGAGCCUUACAGUUUGCCCGACGGCUUCAAAUGGGACACACUCAAUUUAGAAGAACCGUUAGUUUUGAAAGAACUUUACACUCUUCUCAACGAAAACUAUGUGGAAGACGACGAUUGCAUGUUUAGGUUCGAUUACCAACCUGAAUUUCUAAAAUGGGCUUUACAGCCACCUGGUUGGAAAAAAGAGUGGCAUUGCGGAGUCCGAGUGGUUAAGAGCGGCCGCCUGGUAGGAUUCAUAUCCGCGAUACCAGCCACAGUAAACAUAUACAGAAAAACUCAGAAGAUGGUAGAGAUAAACUUCCUUUGUGUACAUAAGAAAUUGCGAUCGAAGCGAGUAGCGCCGGUGCUGAUAAGGGAGAUUACACGUCGGGUUCAUUUGCACGGCUUGUUCCAAGCCGUCUACACCGCUGGAAUAGUGUUACCGAAACCUAUCAGUACUUGCACCUACUGGCACCGGUCGUUGAAUCCCAAAAAAUUGAUCGAAGUAAAGUUCUCCCACUUGUCGCGCAACAUGACGAUGCAGAGAACCCUCAAAUUGUACAAACUACCCGAUAAACCAAAAACUCCAGGUUUUAGAAGGAUGACUAUUGCCGAUAUUCCCAAAGCUCAUAAGUUACUCAAUGAGUAUUUGCAACGUUUUGAUUUAGCGCCGUAUUUCUCGGAGGAAGAUUUCACGCAUUGGUUCUCGCCCAGGCCGAACAUCAUCGACAGUUUCGUUGUGGAAGUAAACGGUGAAAUAACGGAUUUCAUUAGUUACUAUACUUUACCGUCUACGGUAAUGCAACAUCCGGUGCAUAAAAAUCUGAAGGCGGCCUACUCGUUCUACAACGUGUCGAAGGGGACGCCUUGGAUACAGCUGAUGACGGACGCCCUGAUAUCGGCGAAACAGCUCGAUUUCGACGUGUUCAAUGCCUUAGAUUUGAUGGAUAAUUCGGAGUUUUUGUUGCAGUUGAAGUUUGGCAUAGGCGAUGGGAAAUUACAAUACUAUUUGUAUAAUUGGAGAUGUCCUAGCAUGAUGCCUUGCAAUAUAGGCUUGGUUCUACAGUAG